UUUCCACUACGGGACGCGUGGGCACAGGUGUGACAUACUCACAAGCAGUUUGCGUAGGUGUAGCGUGGCUUUAUCCCAGCGCAAGGGAUAAGGGGGUAGAUAUGACGGCGAGGACGAUCAAUGGGUCGAUCAAAAUCAGGGAGAAACACAAGAUUUUCAAGGAGACCGGCUCCCCGUUCGAUGCGACACCGAUUCACUCCAUCCAGCUCCGGCCAGGCGGGCAUGAUACUCUCCCGGCCAAGCCCAUCGAUGUGUCGGCAUUUUCAUUCUCGAAGAGAACGGCGCACCAAAGCCCUCUGUCGUUUCUGAAGCGGGGGACAGGGAACGGUGGGACCGUGAUCCCUGUCGGUUCUGGCGAAGAAUCCCCCUCCGGCGGCGCAGCGAAAGGGGGGCAAAGCAAACGGGCGUCGGCUAGAGCAGCAGCCGUAAAAAAAAACAAGCUGCGGGACUUCCAGGCGUUUGCCGAGCGUCCGAACCCUCCGAACACGGAGUUCCGGAGAUUCUACGAGCGCGGAGACUUGCCCGUGCAGAUUGACCACGGAGGAGUACACAACAGGAUCGCAUGGAAGGUCGACAUCCAGAAGCUGGAUUUCCACCACUACCUACCGAUUUUCUUUGAUGGGCUGCGCGAGUUGGAGAUGCCCUACGCGUUUCUCGCGGAGCAGGGCGUUUACGACAUGCUCAGCGCCGGGUCCAACAAAGUCCUCCCUGUCAUCCCGCAGCUCAUCAUCCCCAUCAAGACCGCGCUCAACACGAGGCAGAAGGCGGUGAUCGUCAAGGUCCUCAAGGUGUUGCAGUCGCUCGUGACGUGCGACCAGGGCCCUGACGGGCAGGGACUCAUCGGGCAGGCGCUUGUGCCCUACUACCGUCAGAUCCUGCCAGUGCUCAACAUCUUCAUCCGGCAAAACGACAACCUCGGAGAUGGCAUCGACUACGGCCAGCAGAGGCGGGAAAACCUCGGCGAGCUCAUCAUGGAAACCCUGGAGGCGUUCGAGGUGAACGGCGGCGAGGACGCCUUCAUCAACAUCAAGUAUCUCGUGCCUGUUUUCCAGAGCGUCGUCGUCAGCUAAUAAGAUGACAGCAGCAAAUUGGUGGCGUCAACAAGGACGUGCUAGUAUCACCGAGAGGAGCUGUUAGUUUCUUGAUACAAGCAAAAUAAGGUCCGCGCGUGGUGGCUGACGUGAGGGGCAGCCGCACUUGCGAAUGCGAUGGAAGGCUAUAUUUCAGUACAACAACGACUGGGCAACACGUGCGUGCGUGCGUCGGAAUACUGUCGUCCAGGAGCGUAUGCUCUGUCGUAUACUAGAUGAAUCCCCCACAUAUUAAGAUGGUAUGUGCCCUCACGGCAGAGGGAAGGAUCAAGCUUCCUCGAGCGACGGAACGGGUCGUGCGGUUGGUUGUAGGUGGCUAAAAUUAAUCAAAUUACCGCGGAAAGAGGCACGAUAAAGGGUAGGGAUCAGCAAACAAGCCGAGAAGAGGUCUGUCUCAAUUCUUGCGGCGGAACGCGCGGUUUCCCAUCGCGGCGACAAAAAGAGCAGACAACUACCAUUCGACCCGUGAAAGGCCACUUCGAAAAGCUGGUCCGAGAAACAGAGAACGAAAGAAAGGAAUGAAUAAAUGACAAAAGGCUGGGGUGAAACAUUUUCCACCGUACCGUUAAGUCUACCAAUCUGCUGCACGUGAGGUACAUUACCAAACUGACACGCGAGCGGCAAGCUGCAACGGAGACCAACCCCCAACCUUCCGGGCCACGCCCUCCCUACCACGCCUCCCGCACGCCUCCAAAUAUCGUUGUUCCCUCCCUCUCUCCCCCCCCUCUCAGAAAGUACGUUCGUGGGGUAUGGACCACAUGCUUCUUGCGUUGUCACGUAGGCAAACAAGACAAAACCUUUCACAGCACGCAAAGCACCCGAAAGAUAGGUGGUGGUGCGUAUUACCCCAACAACACCAUCCCCAGAGACAUACACAACCCUCACAGAGACGGCCAGCUCCGUGUUGCUCGAGACAAGCACACACCGCGCCCACUUCAAGCCUCCAGCCAAACCCGCACGACGCAGCCACCGGUC
Messenger RNA from Ectocarpus sp. CCAP 1310/34, 2066 nucleotides. The record is from the annotation of a GenBank genome assembly. NCBI's taxonomy places the organism in Eukaryota, Phaeophyceae, Ectocarpales, Ectocarpaceae.